GUGUGGCUGCUGCUCACAUUUAAUGGUAUUUUGUGUCACACUGUGUGGUUAAUUUCCAAGUUUUCAAGGUUGAAUAUGGCAGCUGCUAACAGACCAUCACCAGCUCAGUCAGGACCAAAUGGAGGGAACAUACACACUCGCCCGAGCAGCGGUAUAACAAACUCUGGACAACAGGACCCAGGACCUCCGUUCCAUCCCCAACACCACAUGUCUGCCCGGCCUGUCUUCUACAUCCCUGCCCCGGCUCCACCCCCACCCCCUUUCCUCCACUACCAAUGGCCCAUGCCCUUCUCUUAUAACCCCUUUGCUGGCUUCCCAGGCAUGGGCUAUGGUAUGGUCAUGCCCCCAUUCCCUCCUCCCCCUACAUGGAGUCUCCAGCCUACAUUAUGCCCAACCCUCAAAUCCAGCCAGUUGACUACAGGCGCUUCCUCCACCCCCAUUUCCAUGCUCCCAGUGCACCCUAUCAGAACCCAAACCAGACCCGCAGGGGUCACCUGCCUCAUGCUGUCCCUCCUAGAGAAACCGUAAACUCCGAGGUCCAAACAGAACCCACACAAAGAGGCCUAGAUGCUUUUGAUGAGGGAAGCCCGCAUAUCAGCUCAGAUUGUGGGCUAGGAACUGCCUCAAUCUCUCCCUCCUCUUCAAGCUCCAGCUCCCCAAAACAAGGCCCUACCAAGGCUGAGGACUAUACCAAACCCAGCAGUAAUUCAAAUGACUUGCAU
Molecule: messenger RNA, 722 nt
Organism: Micropterus salmoides (largemouth bass)
Lineage: Eukaryota; Metazoa; Chordata; Actinopteri; Centrarchiformes; Centrarchidae
Product: E3 ubiquitin-protein ligase Hakai-like
Exons: 3
Coding region: 76-528 (150 amino acids)
Source: RefSeq, a predicted model, not a curated record